Messenger RNA from Caenorhabditis elegans, 512 nucleotides. RefSeq lists its product as uncharacterized. Bases 32 to 469 code for a protein of 145 amino acids. The transcript has 4 exons. Lineage: Eukaryota; Metazoa; Nematoda; Chromadorea; Rhabditida; Rhabditidae. The record is from RefSeq and is marked reviewed.
CCUGAGAUUCAAAGUGUUCGAAAACUGAAGAAUGCCUUCAAAAGUUUGUACGCUGAUUCUCCUGUUCUCUGUAAUUAAUCAAAUGAAAUGUGGAAGUACGACAGACUGUGCCAUGAGAGUAUUCAAAGAGACAAUAAAAGAAAUGUCAGAAGUAGCUGAUCUUCAAUUGGAAACACUUCAGAAUUUAUCGCCAGAUACGAAAAGGCAAAUGAAAAUUGCCAUCAUGGACGUGCUGACUUCAAUGGGUCUUUUCCUUGAAAUGUCAACUGCAUCAUCAUUCUCUUUUGCGACUCUUCCAAUCUACAUGCUCCGUGCUCAAAACCUUAUGAAUCUUCUGAGCAUGGAUCUGGAAAAUCUUCAACCAGAACAAGGAACUCUUUCCGAGUCCGUUGAAAAAAUGAAGAAUAUGUUGAUAUCCGUGGUUAAUACACUUCCAAAGAAAGCAAUGAUUUGUUUCCAAAUGGAAUGAAACUAUAAAUUCAUUGUUUUCUGAUUUUUAAUAAAAAGUUCAC